CCACCUCCGCUUCGUGUCACAGGCAUCAUCACAGCGGCAGACAUUUGGCAAGGCAGUCAGCAGACUGCGGGUGUGUGGCUGUUCUGGCUGCAUCGGGAAAAUAGUUUUUUUUCGUGUGAUUACCGCAGUGUUGUUCUUUUUCUCUGCCGUUUCCGGGCUGUAGAGUGGAUAGCAGCUCAAGGCAAAUGUGAUGGUGAUGCUGAGUACGCGUAUCUGAUUUGACUAGAUCGAGGCCAGGGGGAUCUGUAACAGCGUGGCGGUAAGAUAGAGGGAGGGAGAGCGAAAGAAACUGGUCUGUCCGUGACUGUGUCCGUCUGUCGCGCGUUCCGUGGUUGUGAAUGGACUGUGCUCCCUCUGUGAUUCUCUGCAGUCACUUUGAGCCGUUUUUGGAGGAAGAUGGCGGACAGGGCUGAGAUGUUUUCCCUCUCCACCUUCCACUCCCUCACUCCUCCAGGCUGCAGACCUUCCCAUGACAUUAGUCUCGAGGAGUUUGAUGAUGAGGAUCUGUCUGAAAUCACAGACGACUGUGGAAUAGGACUCAACUAUGACUCUGAUCCCUAUGAAAAGGACUGUCUGAUUCUGGAGAAGAGCGAUAUGCACCACCCGGUCUGCUCCUUCCAGGACGACUUCCAGGAGUUUGAGAUGAUCGAUGACGAGGAUGAGGAGGAUGAGGAAGAGGAAGAUGAAGACGAGGUGGAUCCUGACGCUCCUCCCUCCCCCACCGCUUCCCCUCCUUCUUCCCCCACCCUUGGCACGCUGAAGAGCCGGCCCACUACCCUCAACCUCACCACCGCUGUCUCACAGGACUCACUGAACAACAACAGCAGUCUUUCUCCAAAGAAGGGCAGCUGGCAGGACUCUCUACGCAACCCUACCUCACAGGGCCGUCUGUCUCCAACCCACUCUUGUCUGGAGGAUGGGAGUCACGUGAUGGGCCAAUGCCCUUCCCAACCAGCCCCCCAGGCCCCAGGGUCCCAGAGCAAAGGCUCCUUCGGUCAACACAAGUCUCACCCGGGCUCUAAUGAGGUCAUUAACUCCUCAGCUGACCCUCUGAUCUUCAGAGUUACAUCCCUGGAUGACCAAUCCCAAUGCUCUGACACUGAGGUUGACCACGACCUCAACAGCGCUGACCACAACCACAAACUUUCACGGUCCUGCACGUCCACCCAGCGACGUGCUACCGACACCUACACGGUCACCACUGAGUCAGGCCUAGACCCGGAACUGGAGAACGAUCCAGAUGGGACCAGCCGAUGCCUGUCCUCCACUGCUCCCAUUGGGGGGAAUGACGGAGCUGACACCCCUCUGUCAGAUGAGGAGCUGGAGAAAGAUUUUGACGUAGAGUUUAUGUGUAAGGAGACUUAUGACAUGGUGUGUAAGGAGAACCAGAGCUCAGUCUAUGUUGAGUUCCCCUCCAUCGAGCCCUCUGAGCUGGCUUCCUUCUCCAGCUACAUGUCAUCAAGCCGCUCUGAUGUUCUCGACCAAUCCCGAAGCACUAAUCAGAGCCAGCAUCCAGGUGCAGCUAUUGAGGUGGCCAAUGACUCCAACUCUCCAUCCUCGGACCCGGGCAUUGCUGACAUGAACGCUAAGCGGUGCUACACCACCUCAGACCAAGACCAGGACCUGAGCUCUCCCGGGUCAGACUCAGACAUCGAAGGGGAGCUUGAGGCAGCAUUCGCCUGCGGAGGACCCCUGGUCUCCAACAUGAUCUCUUCCAUCUCAGAGACAGAGCUGGACCUGACUAGUGAUGACAGUAGUAGUGGACGCUCCUCCCACCUCACCAACUCCAUCGAGGAGGCCAGUUCACCCACCUCCGACCAGGAACUGGACCCGGACACCGAGUUAGAACAGGACAGUGGAAUUGUGGGAAUGAAGGUAUCACUCCUCCUUGGCCAGCCAGACCCCAUCAAAGAGGACUCACCCUUACCCUCACCUUCACAACUUUUCUCCUCAACCCUGGCCACCCCCUCCCCUGCUGACUCCCUCGUCCUACCUCCUGAGCCCUAUGAUGACGGCCAGGCUCUGAUGGGCCUACAAAGUGUAGAUGAUGAUGAUGAUAAUGACCUGCCCUAUGAGCACCAGGCCGACCCAGAUGAGACCCUGCCCCCAGCCCAGCACUGUGAGGACAGCAUGUCCAGACAGAUGGUCCUCCAGAUAGAACCAGACCACAGCCUGGAGAGCUUCAAACGCUCCUUCUACCUGCCAGUAGGACCAAGACUCAUACCCACCCAUGCUGACGACUACGAUGGGAACAGUGAGGGAGGGUCUGAGUCGGAGAGCGAGGAUGAGCUGAGUGAGAAUUCAGACUCACCUUGGUUGCUAAGCAACCUGGUGAACAAGAUGAUCUCGGAGGGGUCUUAUCCAAUCAGCUGUCCUGAGGACUGUUUCAAGAGGUCAGUGUCCAUCUCGGACACCAUCUCACCCUCCUCGGACAUCGAGCCAGACGCGUUCACCGAAGCCACGGACGAACAAAUGCAGAAAACUGGGACGAAGAGAUCGGAGGAGGAGGAUAAAGAAGGGACGGGCCUGAGGAAGGAAGGGAAGGAUAGAGAUAAGAGGGAGAAGAGUGCAGAGCCACCCAAAGGGAAUGCAGGGAAAGCAAACAAAAGAUUCGGCUCCUGUCUGUACAUGAACAAUCCUACAGCUGACACCAUCAGACCGGUGAUCGUGGAGCGCUAUGGCAACAGGAUAUCCACAGACAACAACCACACUCAGGAUUCUGAGAAAGACACCAGCCCUAAAUCUGGCAAAAACACCAAGAAGAAGGAUGAGGAAAUGGAUGUUAUUGUGGAGCCUGAUAACGACCUGAUGAUGCUGGAGGGGAGGAAGGAACUGGACUCUCCCAGUCUGAGUGACAGCGUAGCGAGUGACAAGGACGAAGGCCGCGAGAUGGAGGCCAAGCCCACCGGACGCUCUACGGCCUCCCUGGAACGCAUCACCACGGUCAAACACAGCAUGACGCUGGACAUCCCCACUGCCCAGACCAACCGAUGCUUCAGCCUCACCUACUCCACCGACAACGAUGAGGAAGAGGAGGAGGAAGAGGAAGGAGACUGCUCCCCGUUCCUGAGCUGCCUGAGGAAGCAGUCAUCCUAUCGUGGCAGCAAUCAAUAUCUGGACAGCUCACCGCCUAUCGAUGAGAGCGUCCGGGACCUCCCCCUGUCAAAGCAGGACCCCACCCUGUGUGUGAGGGACCUCCCCCUGCAGGCCCUGCGGUCCAGGCCAGAUGAUGAUGGUCUGGCGUACGACUCCAUGAAGUACACUCUGGUGGUGGAUGAGAACACUACACUGGAGCUGGUCAGCCUCAGGCGAUGUACCUCAGUGCUGAGUGACGACAGUGAGCUGUCUACACUGUGUGAUGAUGACCCUCUGGGGACGGGGGAGGUGGGAAACGGCCAGGGGAAUGGAGGGGUGCGGCCAGAACUCCUCAGCUCCUCAGAAGACUCCUCCCCUGAGGCUGACAUGCAUUUCUCCAAGAAGUUCCUCAAUGUGUUUGUCAACAGCACCUCUCGAUCCUCCAGCACAGAGUCGUUUGGGCUGUUCUCCUGUACCAUCAAUGGAGAAGAGCGGGACCAGACACACAGGGCUGUCUACAGGUUUAUCCCCAGACAUGUGGAUGAGUUGGAGCUGGAUGUGGACGACCCUCUAUAUGUCGAGGAAGAGGAGGAUGACUACUGGUACAGAGGCUACAACAUGCGGACGGGAGAGAGGGGGAUAUUCCCAGCCUUCUACGCCCAUGAGGUCAUAGGGCAGUCCAAGGAGAUAAUGGGAAUGAAGAGGAACCCAGCCUGGAUGGACAGUUUCAGUGUUCAGUUCCUGGGUUCUGUGGAGGUGCCCUAUCACCAAGGCAAUGGCAUCCUCUGUGCUGCCAUGCAAAAGAUUGCGAUAGCGAGGAAGCGGACGGUCCAUUUGCGGCCCCCCUCUCUGUGUGAGCUGGAGAUCAGUCUACAAGGGGUUAAACUGGUGAUGAGCCUGGAGGAUGAAUACGACACUAUGGAUGAGUUUGACAGAUGUAGUCACUUCUUCCAGAUGAAGAACAUCUCUUUCUGUGGAUGCCACCCCAAAAACAAUUGCUACUUUGGCUUCAUCACUAAGCACCCCAUGCUGAACAGGUUUGCCUGCCACGUCUUCGUCUCCCAGGAGUCAAUGCGGCGUGUGGCCGAGAGUGUUGGACGGGCUUUCCAGGAGUAUUACCAGGAGCACCUGGAGUAUGCCUGCCCCACCGAAGACAUCUACCUGGAGUAGAGUAGGCAGGAAGCAGGAAAUGUUGCCAUGACAACAGUCUUCUCUUCUUCUUCCUGCUGCUGCUUGUAUGUUUAUCAAUUUCAAUCACCAGAGGAUGCUGGUGGGUCUUCUCUCCAUUGCAAAAAAUACCCCUAUAUCUCUCUCUGAAACUGAAAUGUUCAUUUCAGUUCUACAGUAUGCUAUGUGUUUUAUUUAUUGAUUCAUUUGUUUGUUUAUUUUCCCUCUUCUAGAUGGAUUGCCUGUUUAUUUGACCUUUUGUUUUCUAUGAUAGUUAUAGGAAUAAGGGUCUUGGCACCUGUUAUUUUAGAUAUGACGUAUUAUAUUCCUACUACUGCUAUUUCACAUGUUCGAAUGCAUGGUUAGGAGGGUAAUGCACACACAGAGCUAUUAGGACACAAAACCAGCUCAACAUUGAAUAGGACCUGGAUCAUAUUGUUUGGUGUAAAUAUACACUACCGUUCAAAAGCUUGGGGUCACUUGUUUUUAAAAGAAAAUAACUUUUUUUUGUCCAUUAAAAUAACACCAAAUUGAUCAGAAAUACAGUGUAGACAUUGUUAAAGUUGUAAAUUACUAUUGUAGCUGGAAACUGAGUAUUUUUUGUAUGGAAUCUACAUAGGUGUACAGCGGCCCAUUAACAGCAACCAUCACUACUGUGUUCCAAAGGCAUGUUGUGUUAGCUAAUCCAAGUUUAUCAUUUUAUAAGGCUAAUUGAUGAUUAGAAAACCCUUUUGCAAUAAUGUUAGCACAUUUCCAGCUGAAAACUGCCUAAAAGGCCAGCAUCCCGGAGUCACCUCUUCACUGUUGACAUUGAGACUGGUGUUUUGCGGGUACUAUUUAGUGAAGCUGCCAGUUGAGGACUUGUGAGGCGUCUGUUUCUCAAACUAGAC
This is a messenger RNA of Oncorhynchus mykiss (rainbow trout), 5132 nucleotides long. NCBI's taxonomy places the organism in Eukaryota, Metazoa, Chordata, Actinopteri, Salmoniformes, Salmonidae. The record is from RefSeq and is a predicted model, not a curated record.